GCUUUCGCCUCAUCACCUAGACGUCGCACCUCGCCUGCUCACCGACAGCCACGCCGUGCCGGAGGCGGCGCCCGAACCGUUGAUGAUGGCACAACCGGUGCCUCAUCAGACGACCGAUAAGAGACGCGUCAAGGUGUACGAGCUUCGCCACAAUGACUGGUUCGACCGCGGUACCGGCUUCUGCUUUGCAAGCUUUGUCGCCGUCGAGGAAGGCCAACCGAAAGAGCCCCGCGUGUUUGUCGAGUCCGAAGACCAACCAGAGCGCCUUCUCCUCGAGACCAAGAUUGUCAAGGACGAUGGCUUCCAGAAACAGCAAGGCGCGUUCCUGCCGUCUCCGCCAUACUCCUGCCCGUUUCUAAUGUCUUUCUAG
Messenger RNA from Canariomyces notabilis, 370 nucleotides. RefSeq lists its product as uncharacterized. The coding region runs from base 83 to 370 and encodes 95 amino acids. Gene Ontology annotation, biological process: protein dephosphorylation; DNA damage response. Gene Ontology annotation, molecular function: protein phosphatase activator activity. Gene Ontology annotation, cellular component: nucleoplasm; protein phosphatase 4 complex. The record is from RefSeq and is a predicted model, not a curated record. The transcript is spliced from 2 exons. NCBI's taxonomy places the organism in Eukaryota, Fungi, Ascomycota, Sordariomycetes, Sordariales, Chaetomiaceae.